Molecule: messenger RNA, 3294 nt
Organism: Carassius auratus (goldfish)
Lineage: Eukaryota; Metazoa; Chordata; Actinopteri; Cypriniformes; Cyprinidae
Product: calpain-1 catalytic subunit
Exons: 21
Coding region: 284-2593 (769 amino acids)
Biological process (GO): proteolysis
Cellular component (GO): cytoplasm
Molecular function (GO): calcium ion binding; calcium-dependent cysteine-type endopeptidase activity
Source: RefSeq, a predicted model, not a curated record
CUAGUAUGAAAUAUCAAUGCAGGAUUCUGCUUUUUUUAGCCUCCUUGCGCCCUCUAGAGGAUUAUAGCCGCUGGUCUCAUGGUUAAUAGUAACAUUUGGGAGCAUUACACACACACACACACAAGCUCACUGCAGUCCCUCAAACGCUGGGACAAAGCCUAACAUUAUAUGUUAGUUCACUGAACAGGACCUCACUGCAAGAAUACUCGUAUCUGGAUUUGGAGAGUGCUAUUUUAAGAAGUGAUCCAUAUUUUUGGUGGGGUCUCAGAAAAUUCUGUCCUCGAUGGAGCCAAUUUGUGCCACAGGGGUCGCUGCUCGUUUGAGGAGCGAAUGGGAUCGAAAUGAGGGAUUGGGUCAGAACAAUAUGGCCCUGAAGUUCUUGGGCCAAGAUUUUGAAACCUUGCGUGCCCGUUGCCUUCAGAGUAGAUGUAUGUUUGAGGAUGAAACAUUCCCAGCCCAGCAGACUUCCUUAGGAUUCAAGGAGUUGGGCCCUGGCUCUGCAAAAACCAAAGGUGUUCGCUGGAUGAGGCCCACGGAGUUCUGCACUGACCCACACUUUAUUGUAGAUGGGGCCACACGCACAGACAUCUGCCAAGGGGCUCUAGGUGAUUGUUGGCUGCUGGCAGCCAUCGCGUGCCUUACCCUCAACGAACCCUUGCUGCAUCGAGUAGUGCCUCAUGGCCAGAGCUUCCAUCAGCAAUAUGCAGGAAUCUUUCACUUCCAGUUUUGGCAGUUCGGGGACUGGGUGGAUGUGGUGAUUGACGACCGGCUGCCUGUCAGAGAUGGGAAGCUGCUUUUCGUCCACUCAGCUGAGGGAGCGGAGUUCUGGAGCGCCCUGGUGGAGAAGGCAUAUGCAAAGUUGAACGGCUGCUAUGAGGCUCUAUCUGGAGGCUGCACGUCUGAGGGGUUUGAGGACUUCACCGGUGGAGUGACAGAGAUGUAUGAGCUGAAAAAAGCUCCACCCAACCUCUUCAGCAUCAUCAGAAGAGCUGUGGAGAGAGGCUCCCUGAUGGGCUGCUCCAUAGAUAUUACAAGUUUCUUUGACAUGGAGGCGAUCACCUUUAAAAAACUGGUGAAAGGCCACGCAUACUCUAUUACUGGAGUGGAAGAGGUGGAGUACAGAGGAAAGCUCACAAAGCUGUUGCGCAUCAGAAACCCUUGGGGAGAGGUGGAGUGGAUGGGACCCUGGAGUGAUGAGUCAAGGGAAUGGCGUGAAAUUGACCCGUCUGUAAGGUCCCGUCUACACAACUGCCAAGAAGACGGAGAAUUCUGGAUGUCAUUCGGUGACUUCAUGCGAGAGUUCAGCAGACUAGAGAUCUGUAACCUGACGCCGGAUGCGCUACAGAGCAGAGAAGUGAAGAAGUGGAACACAUCCCUGUAUCCUGGAGAAUGGAGAAGAGGAAGCACUGCUGGCGGCUGCAGGAAUUAUCCAGCAACAUUUUGGAUCAAUCCCCAGUUUAAAGUAGUCUUGAAGGAACCAGAUACCGAGAGUCAAGAAGACUGCACUUUUCUCGUGGCCCUGAUGCAGAAGAAUCGCAGGAAGUUACGUCAGGAGGGAAAAGACAUGGAAACGAUUGGAUUUGCUGUUUAUGAGGUCCCUGAAGAGUAUCUGGGCCGGGUGGGUGUGCAUCUGAAGCGUGAUUUUUUCCUCACCCACACGUCCAGCGCUCGUUCUGAGCUCUUCAUCAACCUUCGAGAGGUGAGCUCGCGUUUCUGCCUGCCAGCGGGGGAAUAUAUCAUCGUCCCCUCCACCUAUGAGCCCCAGAAAGAAGGAGACUUUGUGCUGAGGGUCUUCUCUGAAAAGGCUGCUGACUCUCAGGAGCUAGAUGAUGAAAUUUCAGCAGAUGUACCCGAGGAGUCUGUGCUCCAGGAGAGCGACAUUGACGAGGGCUUCAAGGCGCUUUUUGCAAAGUUGGCAGGGCCGGAAAUGGAAAUCAAUGUGUCGAAACUCCAGAUGAUUCUGAACCGGGUUGUUGGCAAACAUAAAGAUAUAAAGACAGACGGAUUUGACAAAGAGGCAUGUCGAGCCAUGAUCAAUCUUAUGGAUACAACUGGCACUGGAAAGCUGCGACUGACAGACUUCCAUGUGCUCUGGGAGAAGGUCAAACGAUAUCUUGCAGUGUUUAGGCAGUUUGACUUGGACAAGUCGGGCACAAUGAGCUCUUAUGAAAUGCGUCUCGCGCUAGAAUCAGCAGGCUUCAAGUUGACCAACAACUUGUUCCAGCUGAUAAUCCUGCGCUACGCGAAGCCAGACCUCAAUGUGGACUUUGACAGCUUUGUGUCCUGUCUGAUCCGCCUGGAGACUAUGUUCAAAACUUUUAAAUCAAUGGGCGCUGAUGAAAAUGGAUUGGUAUCCUUCAGCUUCACCCAGGUUAGUCUUAACUGCUCAUUAGUAAUUAGACAUUUCAGUAGCAAAUGCUUCCUUGUCUCUAGUAAUAUAUGUUUGCAACAUUUUCCCUCCCUUUUGUUUUCUUCCUGUCUUCUUAUAGUGGAUCACCCUCACUAUGUUUGCUUAGAUGGAUGUUCCUCUUCCUCUGUCCUUCCUUCCUCUGCCUCCUGUAUCCUCAUUAGUAUUCACAAAGUGGGUCCCUGACUGACAAUAAGGAACUCAUACUAUCAGCUAUAUGACACCAUUCAGUUUUCAUACAGCAUGAGAGGAAAGGAAAGCAAACACUGAGAUGCAACACAACAGCCAACCGAAUAAACUCAGAAAAAGCAGUGUUUACACUACAAUACAAGAGUUUUGGAUCAGAAAGAUUUUUAUUUUAUAUGUUAAUACUUCUAGCAGCCUUGAUUAUCCUUUUGACCCCAAACUUUUGAAUGAUAGUGUAUAUAAAGUUUACAUGCAUGCAAACAAAUAUCUGAGCGCAAGAACAGUUGAACUUACGUCACUGUCGUGUAGAAAAGUACUGUGAAUCUGUGAAAUGCAGAGAGCGAGUGAACUGACCUUUCUCUUCGGGUCACCGUGUCACUUAUUUUACCUGUAAACCCGGAUCAUUUUUAACACUUCCAUAGACAUACAGAAGAGAAGAGCAAAUGCUUAUCUGAUAAUUAAGGAGAAGUUGCUACGGCCCAAGGAUUGGUCAGAAUCGAGGCUUAAACGAAGAGUCAGUCAUUCACAGCUCUAUGCUGAGAUCAUCUCCUGUGACCUUUCACCCUUGUGCCUUGUUUCCUUUCAUUUGUGUGCUUUAAAAGUAGUGAACAAUAUUUAUCUUACCACAUUGCCUUAGACAAACUGUUUAUGCAAUGAUUCUCAAUAUGUAUUAAAAUAAAGCCUCACAAUUGCAUUGUAAA